AUUUGAAAGAAGGGGCAUAUUCAAACGGUGUGCGUUACGUAUAAUUGUCUACAAAUUUCUCCCAAAUACACGACGUAAGGAGGAAAAAUCCACAUUUCCCCUCAAUAACAGACUUAAAGGCAAAAAGUCGACAUUUCUCGUUCAUUUACGCUUUCGUCCGCUUUUAUUUCCCCCUUGUUCCCAUUUAAAGGGGAACCAAUAAUUAUUGGUUGCUUGCAAGCCAAUUGGGUUGUUUUUGAUUUAUUGUUGUCAUCAUCGAUAUGAUAAAAAAAGUCAUUAAAAUACGAUGCAAAUCUGACUUACUGCGAAUUAUCAACGACACACCGAGCAUUUCAUACCUAGUUUUGCUAUUGUCCACAUAGGUGUGAAUUUCGCCUCUCGAAUUAACUGUAUGGAGCGUGUCGUCACGUAAUUCACUAAUUUCUUUGGAACUUCACAAAUUUUUUGAUAUAAUAUAGUCAUCUAGGACAUUGAAAGGCCAAAAAUUAUCGUUUCUGGUCCUUCAGUGUCAGUGAACUGACAAUCUGAUCCCUAAGUUGCACGAAGCUUCUAGGAUAUGUAGACGUUUCUAUCGAUAUUGGUGAUUUUAAAUAUCUCUGCUACUCAAUGUCAUUGUCUCGUUUCCUUCUGUGAUUAUAUUUAUAAAAAACAGGAUUUCACUAACUUUUAGAUAACUCCACUGAUAGGCGUACGGUAUUUGCAUAAUUAUUUGAUUUAUUUCAGUUCCUAAGUAAACAAAAACCACACAUCGAAUAUUAACUACUAAUUUGUUGACCUCAAAACUUGUUGGCAGUUGGCUGUAACGUUCAAAAAUUUUUCUGUGGAGGAAAACUCGUCUGUAAAUUUAAAAGUAGUUAAUUUGACGGAUGUGCAUUAGGGUUGUAUCUUUGCCACAUCUAAAUCCACACUUACAGAUGUAGUCCGAUUUAUAACGCUAAGGUUUCUGAGAAACGGUUUACAAAUAUUUAGCACACAACUAACUUCCUUUUUUUUCUGUUUCCUGAAUGAUGUGUCGUGGUCUGGAUCAGCAGUUUCGCCCCAUUAGGCGAGAAAUAACACAUAAAAGUCGUUAGCUCAGUGUAUUUAUCUACAAGAAAAGAUAUUGUGUAACUUUAAUCUACAAUACAUUUGUUCUAAGUGAACGAGCAUUGAAUUCAAAUCUUGUCCAGCAACACAAAGUGCCCUCCAGCCAAAUUUGUAUUACGCAAAUAUAUCACAUAAUUCUGAUAAACUACGUCUUCUCAUUGCAUUAUCGAAAUAUGUUAGUGUUGUAAAUAACACCAAACCUCUAUGAUGUAAAUCGGAUGCACGGUUAGUUUUGUGCCCUUAUAUAUCUAGUAAUCCUGAAAGGUAAGGUCAUUAGGUUAUUUUGUUCGUCUUUGCUGAUUUAAAAAUGCCCAAGUCUAUCAUCAGUAUGAUUUUAAUGUGUAUUUUCAGUUCUCGGACAUGAAAACUAAAAGAAAACAUCCAUCAAGCUCAAAGUAUGAGAGAGGUAUGGCUGAGACACAAGUUUGUGGAAGUAAUUUAAGUAACGAAGCACACAGAGAAAUUCUAACAGCUAUGUGGGACUUUGAACAGUGCGAUCCGAAGCGCUGCUCAGGCCGCAAAUUAGUUCGUUUAGGAAUUACAAAGUUGUUACGGCUGAACGAAAGCUUUGGAGGCAUUGUUCUUACACCUACUGCGACUUGUGUCUUAUCUCCUGACACUGAUCGCCAGUUGAUGUAUAGUGGUGGGAUUGCUGUAGUGGAUUGCUCUUGGGCUCAAUUGGAGCAGACUGGAUUCAAAAAGUUGAAAUUUCAUCAUGGACGUCUACUUCCACUUUUGAUUGCAUCUAAUCCAGUAAAAUACGGCAAACCGUUUCAAUUAUCAUGUGUUGAGGCUCUGGCUGCAAGUCUUUAUAUUCUUGGUGAACACAAUCAAGCAACUGAACUGUUAAAUAAGUUUUCUUGGGGUCAUCAAUUUUUAACGUUAAAUGACCAAUGGUUACAAUCUUACGCGAAAUGUUCUACUAGUAAAGAAAUUCUCUGUUUUCAAGAACGUUUUCUGGAUGAAAUAACGCGUGUAGAUAGCUCAAAUACUGAAUCAUAUGCUGAUAUUUACGCUGAACUAGAUAAACAGAUUUCAGCUGGUUCUUCAAGUUCUGAGUAUUGUAGUUCGUCAGAGGAUUUCACGGAGCAAGCAACAAAAACCCAUUCACCAACUGAUGAUAAUUCUGACCAACAUGAUCCCCCUAUGAUUGAAGGUGAAAAAAUAAACAAGGCCAUCGCUAAACAAAUCGAUACAUUGGCUAGUUCAUUUGAACGAACCAAACUUUUCAAAGAAUGUGGCAAAAAUUGGGAUCGCUUCUACAAGCGUAAUGGUGUUCGAUUUUUCAAGGAUCGCCAUUGGACAACACGCGAGUUUACAGAAUUAUCAUCCUUACAUAACAGAAUUCCAAGAUCUCUUCUUGAAGUCGGUUGCGGUGUUGGAAACUUUCUAGUCCCUUUAAUUGAAAGCAUGCUUUCCAUUUCAAAAGCAGGUAUAAAUAUAUCAGAAGAAUCUUGUCGUGUUUCAAAAACAAACGGAAUUUCAAGGAUAUAUGCUUGCGAUAUUUCACAACGUGCUGUGGACAUAUUGAAUGAGCGUCUCAAGGAACUUCCAGCUAAAUGUAAUGCAUUUGUUUGUGAUGUAACCAAACCCUAUUCUUUAAAAGCUGCUUUGUCCUGUUUGAAUUCAGUUAGUGAACAAGAAUUCAACAAUACUGAACAUGGUGUUGAUCUAGUAACAUUAAUUUUUGUGCUAUCUGCACUAAACCCACAAGAAAUGCUCACAUGUCUUUGUAAUGUUGCAAGCAUCCUUUCACCCGGCGGGCGACUUUUGUUUCGUGAUUACGGUCAAUAUGAUCAUGCUCAAUUGAGAUUUGGUAGGGGCUCUCGUUUAUUUGCUGAUCGACCAUCCUAUGUUAGACAAGAUGGAACACUGUCUUACUUUUUUACAAAAGACGAACUAUCUGAUUUAUUCUCAAAUGCUGGUUUGUUUGUGCAUCGCCUUCAUUAUGUUCACAAAGAAACGAGAAACGCAGCUAAAGACUUGUGUGUGCAGCGUGUUUUUCUACAGGCUGUUUGUGAGAGGCCUGCUUCAUAGUGAAUUCGUGUGGAGAUAAUGGUACUUAUGUGUAUUACUUAUUUUAUCAGAAAUUAAUAUCAUUUUGUAUAUACAUCCUUUUGUAAAUAAAUAAAAAUGAUUUCUAUUCUGG
Messenger RNA from Schistosoma curassoni, 3235 nucleotides. NCBI's taxonomy places the organism in Eukaryota, Metazoa, Platyhelminthes, Trematoda, Strigeidida, Schistosomatidae. The record is from the annotation of a GenBank genome assembly.